GAGCGUCCCCGACCAGCAUUCUACGGACAGUGCACAGAGUAUCAGAAGAACCCGGUGACGGGGAAGCCAGAGCCGUUCUUCCCCCGUAAGGAACAGCGAAAAAGGAAGGUGGUCACGACUGGAGCACUACUCAUUGCGAUCUCUCUGAUUUGUUUCGUGGUGUUUGUCGUGGUCAUCACAAGAACAAUUUGCGUGAUCCUCAUCCACCGCCUGGAGAAUGACUACAUUGCCCACUUCCGAUCGGAGGAGUUGAUGGCAAAUAUGAUCGGAACAAUCGUCCAAUUGCUCGGCAUGCUUGUGGUUACUACGAUGUGGAGGAAACUGGCAGUCCCUCUGACAGAGUGGGAGGCGAACAGGACCCAGACUGAGUUCGAGUCCUCGCUGGCCAUGAAGAUCAGUGUGAUCGCAUUCCUGGAACUCUACUUGCCCAUCCUGUACAUCGCAUUUGUCAAAGGAAAGGGCGUGGGUGGUCCUGGGUUCUACAUGCGGGUGUUCGGAGUGAGACUGGAAAAGUGUCCCAAUAGCGACUGUCUCUGGGAGAUGGCAACUCAACUCAUCGUCUUCUUCGCCUGCAAACAAUGGCUGCAGAACAUCAAGGAGAUCGCCGUCCCACUGAUCAAAAUCUACAUCUACAAAUUCUCGAAGCAGAAAAAUAAAGAAAACAAAAGCGAGAAAAUAGAGCGCAAGAAACAUGACAUGAGGGAGCAGAUCAAGCUCGAGAUCAUGACUGAGUCGAAUCCAAAGCCGACAGACAACGAGACUCCUGCAGAGGCAGCCCAAAACGAGACUCCUGCAAAGGUGACACAGCACGAGAAACAAGUAGAGGUGGAUCAGAACGAGACUCCUGCAGAAACGAACGGAAACGAUACUCCUGAGGAGGCGGAUGAAACCAUCAUCCAAGUGGAGGACAACCCCAUUCACGAGAGUAGGGGCUACUUCAAUCCGGAUAACAUUCAGGAUUUGGAUAUUGACGUGGAGCAGGUGUUGUUGGAGGAGGACAAGACGAAGCCCAUCUGGGAGAGGGACUAUCAGUUGGCACUCAAUCCAGGGGUGACGGCCGAGUAUUUGGAACUGAUGGUGCAGUUUGGCUUCAUCACCAUGUUCGCCUGUGCCUUCCCCAUCGGACCCCUCCUGGCUCUGCUGAACAACAUCCUCGAGAUCAGAAGUGACGCCUGGAAGUUCACUGCCCUCCUCAGACGCCCAGUGGCAGAGAGAGCCAAGAACAUAGGAAUCUGGUUCGAAAUGCUCUUCGUGCUUUCGCGGUUGUGCGUCAUCACAAACGCCUAUUUGAUCUGCUUUACCUCACACUACCUGGACAGACAUCUGUACUCUUACAUACACGGGCAUCAAGGAAGUCUGGACGGGUACUAUGAUUUCCUGGUCAUACCGGCACCCCAAUCAUACCUGGAAUCACACGAACCGUGCAACUAUGAGGGUUACUACGACGAGCAUGGCCACAGGACUGACUACUUCUGGAAAUUGAUGGCCAUGAAACUCAUAUGCAUGAUCAUAUUUGAGCAUAAAAUCUUCUUGGUGGGAAUAGUACUGGAGGCAGUGAUUCCAGACAUUUCCGAGGAUGUGGAGCUGCAGAUGAAGAGAGAGGACUUCCUGGAGCGGGAAAUAUUCGGAACCGAGAACCCAGACGUACAAAAAAUGGACUCAACUGCUUCCUUGUACAAGGACAAGGUACGGAAGACCAGCACCAAGACGAAAUGAGGCGGAAAACUUACUGUUUCAUCAAAUAAUUUUCGAGCUAAAUCUAUGUGCAAUCUCAUCACAUUAAUUGGACUGUUUUAUUUUGGUCAAGGGUUUUUUGAUUUCUAUUCAAUUCAAAAUAAAUUUUC
Symsagittifera roscoffensis is the source of this 1844-nucleotide messenger RNA. Its product is annotated as anoctamin-7-like. Gene Ontology annotation, molecular function: chloride channel activity; protein dimerization activity. The record is from RefSeq and is a predicted model, not a curated record. Gene Ontology annotation, cellular component: plasma membrane. NCBI's taxonomy places the organism in Eukaryota, Metazoa, Xenacoelomorpha, Acoela, Convolutidae. Gene Ontology annotation, biological process: chloride transmembrane transport.